AUGUCCAACUUGAAGACCACAGAGGCCGUGAAGUGGAUCAGGAAGCCCAUGGCGAAAAAGGAAAUGUUGACGGCUCGGCAGCAUGGCGAACCCCCAUCUCCUUACACAGCCUGGUAUUUCAGCUCCGAUCCAGUGGCCAGCCAUUUCCCCGACAACCUUUGGCAGCCGCCCUUUUGGGAUUCUGGCCCCGAGUGUGACUCCGAUCGACGCUCCUGGCAUCAGAGCUUGCGCUAUCAACAUGGCCCGGCCUUCCACUUUGAGUCCAAGCGCGGCGAAGUACCGCACGGACCUGGUGAUGAAGCGGCUGCACGUACCUGGUGGUGUAGCAACGACUCAUCCCUGCUGUGCACGUCCACUGCAGCGCAUCGUGAUCCUUUUCGCAGCUUGAUGUAUA
Molecule: messenger RNA, 394 nt
Organism: Cladocopium goreaui
Lineage: Eukaryota; Dinophyceae; Suessiales; Symbiodiniaceae
Source: the annotation of a GenBank genome assembly